Zonotrichia leucophrys gambelii is the source of this 1146-nucleotide messenger RNA. RefSeq names its product mucin-5AC-like. The coding region runs from base 1 to 1146 and encodes 381 amino acids. The transcript is spliced from 5 exons. The record is from RefSeq and is a predicted model, not a curated record. Lineage: Eukaryota; Metazoa; Chordata; Aves; Passeriformes; Passerellidae.
AUGGCCACCAAGGACACCUCAGCAGCCACCAGGAAAGCCUUGGUAGGAGCAGUGACCACCAAGAAGGUGGCUGUGACCACCAAGAGCCCUUCAGUGGCCACCCACAAUGCUGCAGUGGUGGCGGCCACCAAGAAUGCCAUGGUGGUGGCCACCACCCAGAAUGCUGCAGUGGUGGCCACUGCCAACACCUCUGCGGCCACCAAGAACGCAUUGGCAGCCACCAAGGACACCUCAGCAACCACCAGGAAUGCCGUGGUGGUGGUGACUACCAAGGAGGCCUCGAUGGCCACCAAGAACAACUUGGUGGUGGUCAGGGCCACCAAGAAUGCAUUGGCAACCACCAAGGACACCUCAAUGGUGACCAUGGCCACCAAGAGCAACUCAAUGGUGACCAUGGCCAUCAAGAACACCUUGGCAGCCCCAAGGAAUGCCAUGAUGGUGGUGGCAACUACCAAGGAGGCUUCAGCAGCCACCAAGAGCACCUCAAUGGUGACCAUGGCCACCAAGAACACCUCAGCAGCCACCAAGAAUGCCGUGGUGGUGGUGGCAACUACCAAGGAGGCUUCAGCAUCCACCAGGAACAGCUCAGUGGUGGUGGUCACCAACAAUGCCACGGUGGUGGCCACCCCCACCAAUGCCUCUCUGGUGGCCACCAACACCUCUAUGGAGGGAGCAGAGGAGACCAUGCUCUAUCGUUUCUCCAGCACCAACUACACGGCAGGCUGCAGCAGGGGGUGCAGCAUGGAGCCCUGCAGCACCAACAGCAGCAGGCAGCCCUGUGCCCUGGAGUGCUGUGCUGGCCCUCUCUGCCUGCAGCUCAACGCCACCGCCUACGGUGACCUGGCACCCACCACCACCGCCCCAGUGCCACUGACAACCACCAGCAGCACCAGCAGCACCAGCAGCACCCCCCGGGCUCCCCCCCAGAACAUGAAGAAGAUGGGCUUGAAUUACAUGGCAGGAUGCAGCAGAGCCUGCAAGGCUGCCAAACCAGCCUGUGCUGCUGGGGUGAAGGCUGCCUGCUACCAGGAGUGCUGCCCAGCCACCCCAAAGGGCAGCUGUCUGAAACUGGAUGGCAAAGUUCACCUCAACAGCGCCGGGCAGGCAGCACUGGCCCCACUCCUGCAGCUCAUGGCAUGCCCUUGA